AUGGCUUUCCGCAAAAUCGACAUUGACGCUUUGGAGGAGGAUGCGUUCGGCGAAGAUGAGAUUGAUUUCCAGGAGAUUGGCGAGUUGCGUCCUGUGGCCGACGUCGACGCCCAGGUCAACAGCCGUGCCCAGGAAGUCAGUGGUAACACUUCAGGAGCUCUUUCGACAUCACUCCAGAACCCUCCAUACGGAGCUCCCUUCCAUGCUGCCAAGGCCAGGAACACGCAGACGGUGAUGGAGGUGUUGAACUCUAUUAAGGUGUCGGAUGUGCCCCAGUUGGUCAAGAGCUUGUCGCCCGAAGAGCAGGAUGUGUUGAUGAAGUAUCUCUACGCAGGAAUGGCUACCCCUGAGCAGAACAACUCUGGCCACCUCUUGGCCUGGCACGAGAAGCUUACGGAGGUUGCUGGACAGGGAUGCAUUGUCCGUGUUAUCACUGACAGGAGAACCGUUUAA
Molecule: messenger RNA, 453 nt
Organism: Linnemannia hyalina
Lineage: Eukaryota; Fungi; Mortierellomycota; Mortierellomycetes; Mortierellales; Mortierellaceae
Source: the annotation of a GenBank genome assembly